AUGGGCUUGCGGGACGCGGGGAGGGCUCGCCCCGGUGGGCGGCGGAGCCCGCAUCCCUCCCCGGCUCCGCUCGGAUCUCCGGGCGCUGGCGAUGCGCCGCGGCCGCGGUGCCCGGCUGCCUGUCUGCUGCGGGCGCCGCCCGCUCGUCCCCGGACCCACGCGGGGCCACCCCCGGCGUGGGCGGUGUCUCGCUGCCGCCUCGACGGCGGUCAUCGCCGGCCACCAGCGCCGCCCGGCCCCGGCGGAGGGAAGAGCAGGCGGCGGCCGCAUCCUCCUCUCCGGUGCGACCCCCGGCAGCCUCUUGUGGAGCCGGCAGGGCCCGACCUUUCCAGCAGAGGACUUGAGAGAUUAAAAGCAUCUGGCAUAGCCCAGGACUACUGCAAAGUUGCAGUUGUGUCUAUGCUUCCUCUUGGUGACCCCCAAGAGAAGCUGCUGUGGUUGUUGUUCAUUGAGCUGAAUUUGGGGCAGCAAGAGGAGGUUUGGUGUGUGCCUGUUGCUCUGCAGGCUCUGGAGCCUCAAGCAAGAAGGGUUGGUUUGCAAAUCCCUAGCGAGUUAAGGAUAAGCCAGUCAUGAACGCGGAAGCCUGAAUCCCAAACAUGUUGCGCUUCAAGUGUGUGCAUGUUGUAGUUACAAGCACUCCAUAAAAGCAGCCAAUGGGGCUGGGUAAGAAAGCAAAUGGUGGU
Poecile atricapillus (Black-capped chickadee) is the source of this 683-nucleotide messenger RNA. RefSeq lists its product as uncharacterized. The record is from RefSeq and is a predicted model, not a curated record. The transcript has 3 exons. The coding region runs from base 1 to 573 and encodes 190 amino acids. Lineage: Eukaryota; Metazoa; Chordata; Aves; Passeriformes; Paridae.